Molecule: messenger RNA, 882 nt
Organism: Diplodia corticola
Lineage: Eukaryota; Fungi; Ascomycota; Dothideomycetes; Botryosphaeriales; Botryosphaeriaceae
Product: glutamine amidotransferase
Exons: 2
Coding region: 1-882 (293 amino acids)
Biological process (GO): pyridoxal 5'-phosphate biosynthetic process; pyridoxine metabolic process
Cellular component (GO): glutaminase complex; cytosol
Molecular function (GO): glutaminase activity
Source: RefSeq, a predicted model, not a curated record
AUGACCGCAACGAACGCCAGCCCGAAGCGCCAGGUCACCGUCGGCGUGCUCGCUCUGCAAGGCGCCUUCAGCGAGCACGUCCAGCUGCUGCGCCUGGCCAUCGCGAGCCUGCACGCCCGGAAAGUCCAUGACGCCGCCGCCGCCGACUGGUCCUGCAUUGAGGUGCGCACCCCCGCAGAGCUCGCAACCUGCGAUGCUCUGAUCCUGCCUGGCGGCGAGAGCACCACCAUGUCUCUCGUUGCAGAGCGCUCGGGCAUGCUGGAGCCGUUACGGGAUUUUGUCAAGGUGCAACGCAAACCCACCUGGGGAACCUGCGCCGGUCUGAUUCUGCUCGCAGAAUCCGCAAACCGUACCAAGAAGGGCGGCCAGGAGCUCAUUGGUGGCCUUGACGUCCGCGUAUCCCGCAAUCAUUUCGGCCGUCAAACCGAAUCAUUCACCGCAGACCUCGACCUCCCCUUCCUCCGCACUGCUCAGGCGGUAGAAACCCAGACCGAUGAGAUGCCUUUCCCCAGCGUAUUCAUUCGCGCGCCAGUAGUGGAGAAGCUGCUGCCACACAUGGAUGGUAUCCAGACAGAAGAGGCUGCCAAGGAGGAGACCAUCGUUGCGCCUUCGAAGGUUCCCAAGGAUAAUGUUGCACGCGCCGACUUCAACGCAUCUGUCGAAAUUCUGGCGAGGCUGCCUGGCCGUGCCAAGGCUCUUGGGAAGCCUGGCGUUACUGCCAGCGAAGAGGGCGAGGCGGGCGACAUCAUUGCCGUUCGACAGGGUAACGUUUUCGGCACAAGCUUUCACCCGGAGCUGACGGGUGAUUCCCGCAUCCACGCGUGGUGGCUGGAACAAGUUGUCGCAGCAUUGGCAAAGCGGCAGAGUCUGGCAGUACGGUAG